This is a messenger RNA of Durusdinium trenchii, 565 nucleotides long. Lineage: Eukaryota; Dinophyceae; Suessiales; Symbiodiniaceae. The record is from the annotation of a GenBank genome assembly.
UGGCUCACAGCGCUGGGGGUCCCAAAGUUCGAACACAGUCCUUGGAGAAGAUGAAGAAGGGCCGCGCAGCGAAGCAAUGUAAGAUGAGGAUGGCGCAGGGUUGCAGCGUGGCGACCUUGCUGAACUGCGCCGACAACAGCGGAGCCAAGAAUCUCUACAUCAUCGCUGUCAUCGGCAUCGGCGGACGCUUGAACAAGCUCCCAAACUGCUCCCCGGGCGACCUGGUGCUUUGCAGUGUGAAGAAGGGAAAGCCUGAGUUGAGGAAGAAGGUGCUCAAGGGUGUGGUGAUCCGACAGAAGAAGGCCUGGAGGAGGCGUGAAGGUGUCUUCGUCUACUUCGAGGACAAUGCGGGCGUCAUCGUGAACGACAAGGGGGAGAUGAAAGGUUCUGCCAUCCAGGGCCCGGUGGCGAAGGAGUGCGCGGAGCUCUGGCCGAAGAUCGCCUCCUGCGCUCCAGCCAUUUGCUGAGCGGUCGACCAGCGCUGAUUGCGGAGAAGAGAUUGCUGGAAUUGGGGGACAUGAGUUUUAGGUCAAAGUAGGAGACCCCCCCAAAAUCUUAUAUGAGC